AUGUGUAGUUUAAGUCGUAUUUACUCAGUCGCGUAUGUCACCGUGCCUUCCAUUGAAAUUGCAAAAACACUAGCACAUGGUGUUGUCAAAAACAAGCUGGCAGCAUGUGUCAACAUCAUCCCUCAAAUAACAUCAAUCUACGAAUGGAAAAAUGAAAUCCAAGAAGACAAUGAACUUAUGCUGAUGAUCAAAACAAGAACAGAAACUGUAACAAGCCUUACUGAAUUUAUCAAAAAAAACCAUCCAUAUGAAGUUUGUGAAGUUAUAUCACUACCUAUUGAAAAUGGAAACCAGCAAUACCUCAACUGGAUUGGCGAUAUAGUUCCAAAGUCAUCAGAAACUGAUCCCAAGUCUUCCUCAUAAAUUAAUAUACAAUACAAAAUGUUAAACCUAAACAAACAAACAUUUAA
Molecule: messenger RNA, 410 nt
Organism: Aphidius gifuensis
Lineage: Eukaryota; Metazoa; Arthropoda; Insecta; Hymenoptera; Braconidae
Gene: CUTA
Product: protein CutA homolog
Exons: 5
Coding region: 1-363 (120 amino acids)
Biological process (GO): response to metal ion
Molecular function (GO): copper ion binding
Source: RefSeq, a predicted model, not a curated record